This is a messenger RNA of Neohortaea acidophila, 1695 nucleotides long. RefSeq names its product undecaprenyl pyrophosphate synthetase. Gene Ontology annotation, cellular component: endoplasmic reticulum; dehydrodolichyl diphosphate synthase complex; lipid droplet. Lineage: Eukaryota; Fungi; Ascomycota; Dothideomycetes; Mycosphaerellales; Teratosphaeriaceae. Bases 349 to 1524 code for a protein of 391 amino acids. Gene Ontology annotation, molecular function: ditrans,polycis-polyprenyl diphosphate synthase [(2E,6E)-farnesyl diphosphate specific] activity. The transcript has a single exon. The record is from RefSeq and is a predicted model, not a curated record.
CACCGCUUACGUAAGCCGAUCAUGCGCCGCCGCCGUCCCAAAGUUCCAAUGUUGGCUGGGCUGGGCUCGUCAUCGUCCCGUGGGAAUUUUGAGACGUCGGGAGCCUUACGACUCUGGCCCUACACAGCCACGCCUGUCGCCCUAUUCCUUUACCUUGUCGAACGCGGAGAUUGAGGCGCAAGGGCUAGCGGUUAAUCGCGUCGUCCACGUCGGCAUUGCUGAGCCCAUCCCAACAUGCGGCAAUGAGCAACUGACCACCUCUUGCUUUCGAACACGUCAGCCGCAACCAACUCUCCACCCCUCUCCACCCUCACCUUCACCAUUCCUUUCCCUCGACGCUCCGAACAGAUGGCCACUACCGACGGUGCCUCUCUUCGGCGCUGGUUCCUCUCUCUCCCACCCGUGGAGUAUCUCCUCCAACACGUCCGCGAACUCCUCAUCGGCUCGCUCAAAUGCGGGCCUAUUCCCAACCACAUUGCCUUUGUGAUGGAUGGCAACCGGCGAUGGGCACGGGACCACAAACUCGAGACGGUCGAAGGGCACAACAUGGGCUUCGAGGCACUCGCCCGCGUGCUCGAGGUGUGCUACAAGAGCGGCGUGAAGUACGUCACCAUCUACGCCUUCAGCAUUGAGAAUUUCAAAAGGAGCAAGUACGAGGUUGACGGAUUGAUGGAUAUGGCCAAGACAAGAUUGGUGCAGAUGAGCCAACACGGCGAGCUAUUUGAUCGAUAUGGUGCCUCCGUACGUGUGCUUGGGGAUCGGAGUCUGGUGCGGGCGGAUGUGUUGGAGCAGGUCGAUCGCGCGGUGGACAUGACGAGGGAGAAUGAUCGCGCCGUCUUGAAUGUGUGCUUCCCCUACACGGGCCGGGAAGAGAUUACGCACAGUAUCAGGGAGACAGUCAAAGAAUACUCCGUGCCGCCCGAGCGACCCAAGGAAAAGCGGGCAUUCAGUGAGAGUCAGAUCCAGAGGCAUCUCCGCACCCGGCAGCUGGCCAGUGUGGCCGAAGAAGGAGAGCAGCAAUACCUCACUCCACCAAAUACUACGGGCGGGUUGAGCAACGCUUCCGAUGCCGACUCCACGGAAGCCUCCGAACAAGAAGAUCUCGACAGCUCCUCCGUCCUACAGCCCGCCUCAUCACAGACGUCCAACUGCGCAUCUCCCACGUUGAAACCGACCACGCCACUCUCGCCAGACAAUUCCUCUUGGCGGCUCAAAAGUGCGGCGUCGUCCUCACACCUCCCCGACCCCGAGACCAUCACCACCGACACUCUCACCAAGAACACCUACAUCGAUGCUCCUCCGCCCGAGCUACUCAUUCGCACGUCGGGAGUGAACCGGCUGAGCGACUUCAUGCUGUGGCAGUGCCACGAGACGACGGAGAUCAAAUUCUUGGACUGCAUGUGGCCGGAAUUUGAUCUGUGGCACUUCCUCCCGGUGCUGGUGGAGUGGCAGUGGAGGCAACGACAUAAGCAGAGGCAGGAGGGGAGAGUGGAGGGAAGCACGGAUGGAAUCAAGUCGGCGUAGAAGUUAGAAGUCCCUGGGAUGGAGGGUAGUACCUGGGUGACUUGGACUCGCACUCCUGGGGAUAGGUCGUUGUCGCGAGGGUCAGCGUGGAGUCUCUGAUAGAUGAUUCCCUACUUCAUACAUUCUGGAUGCUCCUAAAGCACCAAACACCGAACCCUGUUAACUUGCUCA